Messenger RNA from Pseudovirgaria hyperparasitica, 3292 nucleotides. Its product is annotated as RNI-like protein. NCBI's taxonomy places the organism in Eukaryota, Fungi, Ascomycota, Dothideomycetes, Acrospermales, Acrospermaceae. Gene Ontology annotation, molecular function: protein-containing complex binding; protein binding. The transcript is spliced from 2 exons. The record is from RefSeq and is a predicted model, not a curated record. The coding region runs from base 207 to 3083 and encodes 958 amino acids.
CUCUUCUGUAUCACGACAAACACUCAGACAUGUCUUACGCUUCCUGUUAGACCAACAUCAUCCAACCUCUUUCUUGCCGCCCUCAAACCCACUGUUCUUCCCUCGACCCUGACCGGCCCGCAGCCCCACUCAUACCAACACGCGCCUCUGGACUUCCCACAUCGUCACGAUCACGCUGCUCAGAACUCCUCUGUGGUGGCUGCGACAUGCGUCGCUAUAAUAGACCAGGCGGCGGUCCGACAAUUCACGCUUCCAGAGUCAAUGGCGCCUCUUUUCCUGAUCCACUGACUCUGAUCCGAGCCUAUGACUCUGAAACCAACCCGAGUCGACCGAUCCGACCUUCUCCUCUCACGGCGUCUACCAUACAAGGUCUGCCUCUAGACCUGCUUGAUCGCCUGCGCUCUUUUCCUCUGUUCCAGCAAGCGCCAGACUCCUUCCUCCAAGCUAUUGGGACACACCUUCGACCGCAGGUCUACUCACCACACGACUAUAUCCUGACCGAGGGUGAUGAUGCGAAGGCAAUGUACUGGCUCGUGCGGGGCUCAGUCAGGGUCACUUCAAGAGAUGGCGAAAGUACGUACGCCGAGCUGAAGCCAGGCUCAUUCUUUGGCGAGAUUGGUAUUCUUAUGGACAUACCGCGCACAGCUACAAUCAUUGCGAAUAUGCGGUGCCUGGUUGUGCGACUGAAUAAGGAAGACCUGAAGAAAGAGCUACCAGUCUAUCCAGAGGUUGAAAGAGCUAUACGUGAUGAGGCGAACGAACGUCUGGCAUAUCUUGAAAAGAAGAAGAAGGAGAACAAGCUGCGUGCGCCUCCACCAGUACCUGCUCAGGGACUGAUUCGGAGCACGAAACGGCCAAGAGAUCGGGUAGAUGGCGACGUGGAAAUGGGUGAGGCCGGCAUGUUGUUCGAGGGUGAAGUCGUGAAUAUGUACAAGAAACGAAAGUCGCCUAGCCCCAGCCUGGUAGAAACGUCGUCAUCCAGCGCUUUGGCUACAGGAACUGUCUCCAUACGGCCGCUGCUGAAAGAGCUUCCACUAUUUUCGCGACUGCCCCCUGAAAUUCUCCAUUUCCUAGGCAUUCGCGCUCAACCUCGUUCGUUCCCGCCUUUCCAUGAGAUUGUCAAACAGGGCUCAACAGACCGUGAUGUAUACUUUAUUGUAAAAGGAGAAGUCGAGGUCGUAGCAGAGAGGACACCGAUAGCCAGCGAGUCGGUACAGUUGGAUCCAGACCAACAACUGCCGAUAACACGGCAUGUCAAGGCGCGUUUAAGGGCAGGUCAGUACUUUGGUGAAGUCACAAGCCUGUCAUUAUCACCAAGCCGGACCGCCACUGUACGAUCGGUGACUUCGGUCGAAUGCUUAAUGAUCAGCGACAAUGUUCUUAACGAUCUGUGGCGGCAAUGCUCGCCUGAUAUCCGACAACAGGUAGAAUCAGUGGCCAAGCAAAGACUACAGACUGCUUCAGAACCCGACGUAACCAUGUCAGAUGUGGUGGAGAACACGAUCGCAAUUGAUGAACUUGAAAUUGGCGACCAAGGUCCACGAACACCAAGGAAGAACAGCGUGCCAUUUGUAACAUUCAGUGACGCCGCAAUGGAAGCCCCCGUAACACCUAGCAAAUCUCGUGACAUGAUGGAGCCAUUUGAUCCAGAUCCAUUCCUGAAUCCGGACCUGGACAACAUGCGCUCAAGAUCACGGCGAAACUCACUUGCUCCUCCAACGCCAGCGAGUCCAGUUGCGUCGCAAUCAGCUCUCGCUGAAACGCCAGCAUCACCGAGUCCCAAGGAGGGGCGACGCGCACAACAGCCAGAGACUGGUGUCAGAUUACACCCUCCGCGACCGAGAUCGAGACUAAAGCGACGCUCGAGUCGAUUUGGAAAGGGUAUACUACCCGACAGCAUUCUUACUAGCAUCUUUCAGUAUCUAGAGUUACAUGAACUCAUGAGAUUACGCCUAGUCUCCCUGCAUUGGCUAAGAAUUCUUUCCUCGUCAGACGUCUUACAUUAUCUUGAUUUGGCCAAAUAUAACCGUCGAAUCACGGACUCGGUGUUGACUACAUCUAUAUGUCCAUUUGUUGGAAACAGGCCGCGUGUUGUAGAUCUCAGCAAUUGCUUUCAUAUAUCAGACGAGGGCUUUGCAACAUUAGCGGCAUCUUGUGGAGAGAAUGUGAAGGUGUGGAAGAUGAAGAGCGUUUGGGACAUUACCGGGCAGGCCGUUCUUGACAUGGUCAGCAAAGCAAAGGGACUGGAAGAGAUAGACCUCAGCAACUGCAGAAAAGUCGGCGAUAACCUUCUGGCAAGAGUCGUUGGUUGGGUAGUCCCAAACAUACCCCCAGCGGUCUUUCAGCAGCAACAGCAACAAGAACAGGCGCAGGCUCAAGCGCAUGCCAACCAGCGGAGAGGCAAACAUCAUCCCCAACAACAGCAACAACCAGUGCAACAACUCCCACCCGGGACCGUGAUCGGCUGUCCCAAGUUGAAGCGUCUCACACUGUCAUACUGCAAGCACAUCACGGACCGCUCCAUGGCACACAUUGCCAUCCACGCCUCCAAACGCAUAGAAUCAAUGGACCUCACACGCUGCACGACAAUCACCGACAACGGCUUCCACCAAUGGAGCGGCCACGCAUUCCCAAAGCUCUCCAGACUAUGCCUCGCAGACUGCACCUACCUGACCGACAACGCCAUCGUCUACCUCACCAACGCAGCCAAGCAGCUGCGAGAACUCGACCUGUCCUUCUGCUGCGCCCUCUCCGACACAGCAACCGAAGUCCUCGCCCUCGGCUGCCAGAACCUCACCCACCUCAACAUGGCCUUUUGCGGCUCCGCCGUCUCGGACCACUCGCUCGCCACCGUCGCGCUGCACCUCACCCAGCUCCGCCAUCUCUCCGUCCGCGGCUGCGUGCGCGUCACGGGCAUGGGCGUCGAGCAUGUCCUGGAUGGGUGCAUGGAGCUGGAGUUUUUCGACGUCAGUCAGUGUAAGAAUCUGGCUAGGUGGCUUGAGUCGGGCGGGGUGGAGAGGAGGGGCAGAGGGGUGCGGUUUGAGACGGUUACGGAGGGGAGGUGGAGGGGUGGUGGGCGGUGAUUGGUGAUUGGUGAUUGGUAGUACUGGUGUUGGUGUUGGUGUUGUUGUCGGUGUUGGUCCUGCUUGCGCUGUUUUGUCGCGGCAUGUAAAGGCGCUACGACAUAUGAGCUUAUCUAUCGGCGCGAGAAAAAGAAGGGGUUUUCUGGAGUGUUCUUUUUUUUGGGGGUGGAACGGGGGAACGGCAUACACUUAUAUAGAGAGCGGGUGAU